Messenger RNA from Canis lupus familiaris (dog), 4500 nucleotides. RefSeq names its product V-set and immunoglobulin domain containing 10 (gene VSIG10). The record is from RefSeq and is a predicted model, not a curated record. Gene Ontology annotation, biological process: cell-cell adhesion. The transcript has 9 exons. Gene Ontology annotation, molecular function: cell adhesion molecule binding. NCBI's taxonomy places the organism in Eukaryota, Metazoa, Chordata, Mammalia, Carnivora, Canidae. The coding region runs from base 193 to 1767 and encodes 524 amino acids. Gene Ontology annotation, cellular component: cell-cell junction.
GUUGGGGGCGGGGGUGCAGAGAGCUCCCGAGCACCAAGUUCUGCUGACCCCUGGCUUCUCCAUCUUGCUGUGUGGUCUCAGCUAAUUCACAGGAAAACGGGAGUCUCGUGGCUGCUUUUGGCUGGAGGUCUAAGGGAUCAUCUUUCUCCUGCUCCAGACUUGCCUUAGUCCUGCAAAGGGUAGAAGACUGCCAUGGCGGCCCUGGCGUCCGUCCUGAGCACAGGGUUUGAGGCUCUGGUCAUCGGAGAGGUUCACGAGAACAUUACUCUGCGCUGUGGCAACGUCUCGGGACCAAGGGGCCCAGUAACCUGGUACCGGAAUGACUCGGAGCCUGUCUUCCUCCUGUCUUCCAAUUCUAGCAUCCCACCAGCUGAGCCACGCUUCUCUCUGGCAAAUGCCAGCUCGCUGCACAUCAAGGUGCUCAGGCCUCAGGAUGAGGGGAACUACACCUGUCGGGAGGUCCUGAACGAGACUCGGUGGUUCCGAGUGUGGCUACAGAUGGCCCGAGGCCCCUAUGAGGUUGAAGUCAAUAUCUCCAGCACUGGUGCACUCCCCAAUGGCACCCUCUAUGCAGCGAAGGGCUCCCAGGUAGACUUCAGCUGUAACAGUAGCUCUCGGCCUCCACCGAUGGUUGAAUGGCAGUUCCAGGCCCCAGAUUCCAGCACCGAGACCUUUGGAAACAAUCUGACUGCCAGCUGCUUCUCUCUGCUGCUGAUGUCACAGAACCUCCAAGGGAACUACACUUGUUUGGCCACGAACAUGCGUAGCAGGAGACAGCGAAAGGUGACCACCGAGCUGCUGGUCUACUUUCCCCCUCCAUCAGCCCCUCAGUGUUGGGCAGAGAUGUCACAAGGAUCGCUCAUGCUGCAGCUCACCUGUCGCUGGGACGGAGGAUACCCAGACCCAGACUUCCUGUGGACAGAAGAGCCAGGAGGUGUGGUCGUGGGGAUGUCAAAGCUGGGGGUAAAGAUGCUGAACCAGUCCCAGCUGUCAGAUGGCAAGAAGUUCAAGUGUGUUGGGAGCCACAUAGUGGGGCCGGAGUUGGGAGCCAGCUGCGUGGUACAGAUCAGGAGCCCCUCCCUUCUCUCUGAGCCCAUGAAGACUUGCUUCGUGGGGGGCAAUGUGACACUCACCUGCCAAGUGUCUGGAGCCUACCCCCUUGCCAAGAUCCUGUGGCUGAGGAACCUCACCCAGCCUGAGGUGGUCAUCCGGCCCAAUGGCCACUAUCUCAUCACGCAGGAUGGGCAGAGCUCUACUCUCACCAUCCGCAACUGUUCCCAGGUUGUGGAUGAGGGCUACUACGUCUGUCGGGCUGAGAACCCCGUGGGGGUGCGAGAGGUGGACAUCUGGCUGAGUGUGAAAGAACCUUUAAAUAUCGGGGGAAUUGUGGGAACCAUCGUGAGCCUCCUGCUGCUGGGACUGGCCAUUAUCUCAGGGCUUCUGUUGUAUUAUAGCCCUGUGUUCUGCUGGAAAGUAGGAAACACUUUCAGGGGGCAAGACAUGGGUGAUGUCAUGGUUUUGGUGGAUUCAGAAGAAGAGGAGGAGGUAGAGGAGGAAAAUGCUGCAGAAGAGGAGGAGGAAGAAGAGGAAGAAGCAAACGAGGGGGAGGAGUCACCAGAAGAAAUCCCUAAGCAUGGUCACAUUCAUAGAGUGACUGCACUGGUGAACGGGAAUGUUGACUGGAUGGCCAAUGGUCUCCAGGCUUUGCAAGACAACAGCAGUGAGGAGCAGAGUGAUAUCAUUCAGGAAGAAGACAGGCCUGUUUGAACAAGAGAACUGUCCUCCACGAUCCUGUCCUAAAAGCUUGGAAAGCAAUGUCGAAGAUGAGCUUUUCAUUCUGCUUUGACUUGACUUGUGCCCCUGCCUGAAGGCUUAAAAUGGUUUGGGACUCUCAGCAAAACAAAAAACAAAAAAACAUGGAUUUUCUCCCCCCCGCCCCCGGCCCCCCGCAAAUUGGCUUGAUUUGCUGUAAGUUUUCUCAUGGAUGUUAACAAGUGUUGGGGAUGGGUAGCCAAUAGGGGAAAGAUGCAUUUGCCCCCUGAGGUGCCUGUUCCACUGUGACUUCUGGCUUCAUCUUGGUUGAUGCUGAUGCGGAGGUAGCAGGAGCAGGAGGAAGCACUUGACUUCCAGGCUCUCAGUGCACUAUUUGUGGUCUGGGAGUAGCUUGCCCCAAUACACAAGGGAAUAGCAUGCAGUGAUAGAGACGCCUCCUUUGUCACUGCGCAGGGAAGCUGGAAAACCAGACAUCCCCUGGAAAAGGUUAAGGAGGUGUCAGCCACUGAUGCUAGUCAGAGGGAGGCACUUUGGCUCAGGUUCUGGAGCUGGAAACACCUAGGCUUGAGAGUAGGCCUUGUCACUUGCUUGUUCCUGGGCUCCGGCACGUUGCUUUACCCCUCCCUGGGCCUCUGUUUCCUCAUCUGUAAAACAGGUGAAGUGAUUACCUGCCUUAUGGCACAGUGGGGACUGAAUGAGGUAUCUGUGGAUGUGAAAGUGUCCAGGAGGUAUUCAGUAGACAAUUUCUUACCCUCUGGACUUUGCCCUCUCUAGUGGAAGAAACAAUGUCAACUGUAAAUUAGAAGCUGUUGCCUGGGUCUCUUGUUCUUUAUAGAAUGGUUUCAGAGGAGAGCAUUAUCAGAGCUCUCCUGACCAUAUUUGCUUCCCUGGAGGUAUAUAAUUCUUUUCAAAAGAGGUAGGGGCCCCUAAGAGGAAGUGCCUUUCAUUAGAACCUCUCAUUUUGCAGAGCUUCAUACUAAUACAAAAGCCUCUUAGGUGAUACCCUGGUAGCUUUCAGACUCUCCCAUUCUCCUCUUUUUUCCUGUGGCUCCGAAAGAAGGCAGGAGAAAUGUUUUGCAAUGGAGUAUCUGGUGAUAAGUACUCCCUGGGCAGACUAGUUCAUCUGGCCUCAGUUUCUCCAUCUUGGAAAUAGGAAUGGGAAAAGUUGCUUCCUUCCUACUGCUUCUCUACACCUUAUGAGGAUGCAUUGAUCAAUAAUACUAAGUUUUGAAUUAAAUCAAAUAACAUCUGAUGAGUUUAAGCUGUUUCCAGAUCCCUAUACAGCCCAGAGAUUUUUCUUCUCUGAUUUCAUCCAAGCCUCUUAAAUGUCAGAAACCUAAUAAGGGUGCAAAAGACGUAUGCUGAACAUGAAAAUCUGACUUGACUUUGCACUUUUUAAUGCUCAUAUCCUGCUUAAUAGGCAAGACCUAGGGCUUCAGAGAGAGCUUCCUUUCUCCAAAUAACAGGGACUGGGAUUCAGGUAAGAUAAGAAACUGGUUAUCUGCAGCCUUCCCCUGCAGCUGUGGUGUAGAGGGGGUCUAUUUUCUUGGAUGAAUGAAAACGCUGUACUGAGCAAAUCUCUAGAAGUGAGCCCUGUCCCCAGCUUGGAGCCCUGUGGAUCGCAGGAGCUGACUGCACUUUCCACCCCUCAGGAAUAGGUGCGAACUGCAAUUCUUGCGUGCUCAGGCUUCUGUUGCCUAGUACUUCCUGUACUUCAUCCCUCUGGAUGGCUAAAUUAGUGUUUUAGAACAGGAGACUUGAGUUGCUUCUAAAGUCACUGAACUCUGAGCUCAUGUCCCUUUAGAAUCUUCUGUGAUUCUGUGAAUUUGAGAGUUCACUCUACAGAGUCAACCAUAUUUAAAAAAAAAGAAACAGGAAAAGAAGUCCCUAGAUACGAACCCAGAGAAUGAUUUGAAAGAUGACUGAGAUGCUUUCCAUAACUACUUCUUCUCUUGCAUAUGCACCUGAUGAUGGGAAAUCUCUGGAGAAGGAUUUUUCCACUAGCAGUUGGGGGCUUCCAGGUCUUAUUGCCAAACACUAUAAACCCUAGGUUAGCUGAGCCACAACUUCUGUCGCUUGUUUCUGAGCCCUGUGUGUACAUCGAUAUAGCUGGGCCAGUUAAGAGCACAGGUACUGGCGGUCUUCAAGUUUUAAGGAUUUUUAAAGAAUUAGGGCUUUCUUUUAAGAUGAUCCAACCCCAAACUACAAACAUGUUGAUAGUGGGUUACAAACUGUGUGGCAAAGUCCAAGUUGUUACAUUGUGCUGUUACACAAUCUUAUCUGAAUGUAUUGUGAACUCCAAGAUCUGUUUAUCAGGACCAGGAAGAUAAAUACUUAAGGGCUAUCACAACUGACAUUUCAGAAGGCAAUCCUGUGGCUUUGAAAUUAGUUCUAAUUCUCACAAGCACAUACAGGCCCUAUUCCUGCAGAUAGCCCAUGAUGAAAAACUUCCAUAAUGCAUGCACCGAAAUCUGCAAAAUCAUCCCUGCCAGGUAAAAUUUAUUGUGAUGCAGGAAGUACCAACUGGUAAUUCUCACCACGGACUGACCAGGAACUGUUGCGAAGAAGAAUGAGCAGAUCCCUCUGCAUUAUUUACAUUUUAAUAUUUGGUGUGUGAUGGGGGUGGGGGGAAUGGGCAAGAGAAAUUUAUUCUGAGGUAUAAUAUGGAUUUUUUAAAAAAGAUUAUGGAAUAAAGUUAUUUUUAAAUAAAUGCUUUCAUGAUCUUGA